GAGGAGGAGGAGGAGGAUGUUGUGAAGGCAGGUUGUGACAGACCAAGCCACUCGUUCAUCCAGCAGGGAGGAAGGAGGAUACACAUACUUAGCAUCAUUUACUACGCUGUCAGCCGCUCACACGGAGUGGCAAGUCUUUUCAGUCAUAGUUCUAGUUUCUAAUGAGCAGCCAUAACCUCGAAGAUUAAAAACAACAGGCCGAAUCCUCACGAACACCGCUCCCUGUCGGGUGACCCACGGACGGAGCGGAGGGCACCUAACACCCAGGCCGUCUGUGACAGUUCGCAGCGGGCGUUAGCGGCUAACAGGCUAACGCAAACAGGUCUGUUUCAAAAUCACAGUAAUGACUAUCAAGGACCCAUGUUUCUACUUAAUUCCUGUGGUGAUGGAUAGACACCACUGACACAAGAGAGAACAUAUAUCCUGGAUGUCUUGGCAUACAGGAUUUGGAUAAUCCAAGAUGGAGAAAAAGAAAAUAUGUCCACGUCUUCUCGACUACUUGGUAGUGGUUGGAGCAAGACAACCAAGUAGUGACAGUGUGGCCCAGACCCCCCAACUCCUCCGUCGCUACCCCUUGGAAGACCAUCAAGACUUCCCACUUCCACCAGAUGUGGUGUUCUUCUGCCAACCAGAGGGCUGUCUGAGUAUACGCCAGCGCCGGGUCAGCCUACGUGACGACUCCUCGUUUGUUUUCACUCUGACCGACAAGGACUCAGGAAUCACCCGUUAUGGAAUCUGCGUCAACUUCUACCGAUCUUUUCAACGCGGCCAUCACCGUGCUCGAGGAGACAAGACUUGUCGCACGGAUACUGCACAGGCAGCGGAGACCACUAAAGAAGUGUCUGAUGGCAGCGGUGGAGGCGAAGCCACUGUGCUGUCAGUGCCCAACAACUGUGAGACAGCACCUGCUCCUGCCUCUGAGGAGGAAGAUGGGCAGCCAGGUGCUGAACAAAUCUCUGGCAARUCGCCACAGCAAAGACGGAGUGGUGCUAAGGUGGCAGCAAGGAACCGCAACAGCACACUGACCUCACUGUGCAUACUCAGCCAUUACCCCUUCUUCACCACUUUUAGGGAAUGCUUAUAUAUUCUCAAGAGGUUGGUGGAUUGUUGCAGUCAGAGGCUAACUCAACGAGCUGGACUCUCCCGUGCCACCCAAAGGGACACCAUGUGGCGUGUGUUCACAGGAGCGUUGUCUGUGGAGGAGAAGGGCAGCCUGCUGCUGGCUGACCUGCGGGAGAUUGAAUCAUGGGUGUACCGGUUGCUUCGAUCACCUGUACCAUUGGCAGGUCAGAGACGUGUGGAUGUGGAGGUGCUGCCCCAUGAACUCAAACGGCCGCUGACCUUCGCCUUGCCUGACAACUCUCGUUUCUCCUUGGUUGACUUCCCUCUGCACUUGCCCUUGGAGCUGCUGGGUGUGGAUGCCUGCCUUCAGGUUCUCAGCUGUGUCCUGCUAGAGCACAAGGUUAUUCUUCAAUCCCGAGACUACAAUGCUUUGUCAAUGAGUGUGAUGGCCUUUGUGGCCAUGAUCUACCCACUAGAAUACAUGUUCCCUGUUAUCCCCUUACUGCCAACAUGUAUGGCUUCUGCUGAACAGCUUCUCCUUGCUCCCACUCCCUACAUGAUAGGAGUGCCUGCCAGCUUCUUUCUCUACAAAUCGGAUUUCAAAAUGCCAGAUGAUGUUUGGCUUGUUGACCUUGACAGUAGCAAGGUUAUAGCACCUACCAAUGCAGAGAUUCUGCCACCUCUUCCAGAGCCCGAAGCAGGCGAGCUCAAGAAACAUCUAAAGCAGUGUCUGGUUAGAUUGACCGUGAUCACCCAAAAGCAGAUCUUCUCCUCUGAAAAUAAGGCCUUGGCCAGUAUGAGUUUGAACACACAACCCAUUUUGAAUCUGGAGAAGUUUCAGGAAGGUCAGGAGAUGCCUCUGCUCCCACCAGGACGAGACAAAGCUUCACCUUCAUCCACAGAGUUCAACCCUCUUAUUUACGGCAAUGAUGUGGACUCUGUAGAUGUCGCCACCAGGGUUGCCAUGGUGAGAUUCUUCAACUCUCCAAAUGUCCUCCAGGGCUUCCAGAUGCACACUCGUACGUUGCGUCUYUUUCCCCGACCAGUGGUUGCUUUUCAGUCAACAUCUUUUCUUGCCUCUCGGCCACGGCGCACUGGCUUUGCAGAUAAGCUUUCUCACACCCAGGCAGUGGAAUUUUUCGGAGAGUGGGCUCUCAAUCCCACUAACUUGGCCUUUCAGAGGAUACACAACAAUGUGUAUGAUCCAUCUUUAAUUGGAGACAAGCCCAAGUGGUAUGCCCACCAACUACAGCCAGUGGUCUACAGAGUCUAUGAUGGCAGCUCCCAKCUGGUUGAAGCUAUGGCUGGACCAUUGGAAGAUGAAGGAAAUGAGUCUGACCCCACAGACAGCGGUAGUGACAGUGAAGGAUACGAUGACUCCAGCUCAUCCUAUUCCUCACUCGGAGACCUGGUGAGUGAAAUGAUUCAAGGCGACAUCCAGGGGGACACACCGAGUUUGGAUCCUCCUACCCAUGCUGCAUUGGGAGAUGCCAGUGAGGUUGAGUUCCAGGACUUCCAGGAUUUAAGGGAGGAUCAAAACGUGGAAUGUCCACCGAUUGGGGACGGUCCUGCGGAACCCUCUGAUGGACAACCUCUUCGCUCAAGUUCAAGCACAACUGCAAGCUCAAGUCCUAGCACAAUCAUCCAGGGUGUCAACCAUGAGCAAGGGGACAUGCUUGAGAUUGAAGCCUCAGCAAGCGCUGCUUUUCAAAACCCUGUUCCUGGGCUCGGACUCAACAAUCAGCCGUUCCUCAGACCACCUGCAGACACAGAUCUGGUGGAGUCCACCAACAAAAAGCAAGAGUAUGACAACCCGUACUUUGAGCCUCAGUAUGGCUUUCCUUCCGAGGAUGACCCAGAUGCAGAAGAGCAAGUGGAAACGUACACCCCUCGGUUCAACCAGAACCUCAAUGGCAACAAGGCGCCACGACUUUUACGUCCUAGUAGCCUGAGGCUUCCAGGAGAGUCUGAUGGAGAGGGAGACUCACGCAACAGCUCGCCAAAUUCCACCAUUUCCAACAGCAGCAAUGAUGGAUUUGGUGGACUCAUGUCUUUUGCUAGCAAUCUGUACAAGAACCAUGGCACCAGUUUUAGUUUGUCCAAUCUUGCACUUCCUAACAAGGCAGCGAGGGAAAAAUCAACACCGUUCCCCAGUUUGAAAGGAGCACGGGCACCUCGAGCACUUGUAGACCAGAAGUCUUCAGUGAUUAAACACAGCCCAACAGUGAAGAGAGAGUCACCCUCACCUCAGGGACGAGUCAACAACACAAGUGAGAAUCAACAGUUCCUAAAAGAAGUGGUUCAGAGUGUUCUGGAUGGACAAGGUGUUGGUUGGCUUAACAUGAAAAAAGUGCGCCGCCUGUUGGAGAAUGAGCAGCUCCGUGUCUUCGUUCUGAGCAAGCUGAACAGAGCUGUUCAGUCCGAGGAAGAUGCCAGACAGGAGAUCAUACGUGAUGUGGAGAUAAACAGAAAGGUUUACAAAGGCAUGCUGGACAUCCUGAAGUGUACGGUUUCCAGUCUGGAGCACUCUUACACUAAUGCAGGUCUUGGSGGCAUGGCCAGUGUCUUCAGCUUACUGGAAAUAGCACGCACUCAUUAUCAAACCAAAGACCCAGAAAAACGCAAGCGAAGCCCCACAGACAGUGCUGGCAGCCCGGGGAGUAAAGAGAGUCCUUCUGGUCGUAUGGAGACCGCCAGACCCCAGGUCCUCCUGAAUAUUCCCCAGCUGCAGCUGCCUCACCACGCAACGGGCAAAGGAGCCCGCCAUUUUGAUACCCGGAGUCUGAACGAGGAGAACUUUAUUGCUUCGAUUGAAUUGUGGAGCAAGCACCAGGAUAAGCAAAAAGCUAUGGAAAAACAACAGAGGUCUGAAGGAGGAAAGCAGCAGCGCCCGCAGGCGGCUGACGCAGAGGAGAAAAAGUCACAGAUCAGUGCUGAUAGUGGCCUCAGCGUUGCAUCAGGGUCCCAGAAGAGUGACACGGAGUCUGCGACCAGCUCAGAGCCACUGGUCCUGACGAGAAGCACCAGCCAGGACUCCGAGGCCAGCACAGUGAUAAGUAACAGUUCUGGAGAGACUCUUGGAGCUGACAGCGAUCUGAGCAGCACAGCAGGAGAUGGUCUCGGAGGGAGAAUUGCUCCUCAUUUGACUCAGUCCAGAGGAACUCUGUCCGACAGUGAGAUUGAAACCAAUCCAGCCACCAGCGCAGUGUUUGGAAAGACUCAYACUCUGAAGCCUGGUACUAAAGAGCCGAUACCUGCCAUGGUCAGGGGUCCACCAUCACAACCCAUGGAGGACAUCAGUAUGAGGAUUUAUCUGUUUGAAGGCCUGCUGGGGCGAGAUAAGAGCUCCGUUUGGGAUCAGCUUGAGGAUGCGGCCAUGGAAACCUUUUCUCUAAGUAAGGAGCGCUCCACACUCUGGGACCAGGUGCAGUUCUGGGAGGACGCCUUCCUAGAUGCUGUGAUGUUGGAGCGUGAGGGGAUGGGGAUGGACCAGGGCCCCCAGGAGAUGAUUGAAAGGUACCUGUCACUGGGAGAGCAUGAUCGCAAGCGUCUGGAGGACGACGAGGACAGGCUUCUGGCUACCCUACUGCACAACUUGAUUGCAUACAUGCUCAUGAUGAAACUGAACAAAAACGACGUCAGGAAGAAAGUGAGGCGCUUGAUGGGCAAGUCUCACAUUGGCCUCACGUACAGCCAAGAGAUCAAUGAGUUACUGGACAAACUGCCCAAUAUGAGUGGCCGCGAGCUGUCUAUCAGGCCCAGUGGAAGUCGUCACAUCAAGAAACAAACAUUUGUUGUUCAUGCUGGCACAGAUACAACAGGAGACAUCUUUUUUAUGGAGGUUUGUGAUGACUGUAUAGUCCUGCGCAGCAACAUCGGUACAGUUUACGAGCGUUGGUGGUACGAGAAGCUCAUCAACAUGACUUACUGCCCUAAAACCAAGGUUCUGUGUCUUUGGAGACGCAACGGCCAGGAGACACAGCUCAACAAGUUCUAUACCAAAAAGUGUCGUGAACUUUACUACUGUGUUAAAGACAGCAUGGAAAGAGCUGCAGCAAGACAACAAAGCAUUAAGCCAGGCCCAGAGCUGGGUGGCGAGUUCCCAGUCCAGGACAUGAAGACUGGUGAAGGUGGACUGCUUCAGGUGACACUGGAAGGAAUCAACCUGAAAUUCAUGCACAGCCAGGAGCGGAAGGUUUUCAUAGAGCUGAGUCACAUUAAAAAGUGCAAUACAGUGAAGGGAGUCUUUGUCCUGGAGGAAUUUGUUCCUGAAACUAAAGAAGUGGUGAUCCACAAGUACAAGACUCCCAUGGCACAUCAGAUCUGUUACUCCGUCCUCUGUCUUUUCUCGUACGUGGCGGCGGUGAAGGGGAAGGAGGGGGAAGGAAAACCCAAGACGCUGUCGCCGAGACCCCUUCCUAGCUAGUCGACGCCCUGCGCCGCCGCCGCCCCUCCCCUCCCCUCGGUGUGCCUCUCUACUUGAAACGGCGUCUCAGACUUUUGACAAUCCCAAACUGAAAUCUCAAGCACACACUUCCUGCUCCUCCUGUGUAGAUGGAAGAUCCUUUUUGAAAUCCAGUUGUGUCGACACGUUUGCUCUGU
This is a messenger RNA of Austrofundulus limnaeus, 5664 nucleotides long. RefSeq names its product MAP-kinase activating death domain (gene madd). The record is from RefSeq and is a predicted model, not a curated record. Gene Ontology annotation, cellular component: cytosol. Gene Ontology annotation, biological process: regulation of Rab protein signal transduction; regulation of apoptotic process. Gene Ontology annotation, molecular function: guanyl-nucleotide exchange factor activity. Lineage: Eukaryota; Metazoa; Chordata; Actinopteri; Cyprinodontiformes; Rivulidae.